UUAAGUGUGACAAAUUCAUACACUAUCGCUAAAACUGGGUGGGUGAACUUAUAUCUAAUACGGGUUCAUCUUGGGUUGCGAACGGGCGAGGGUCAGAUGGCGGACAGUGCGCCUGCGACGUCCGCACUUCGGCAGACCGUCGCCGGGCAGCACCCUAUCGGCAUGCGUCGAGUUUUAGCGCGUCCAGGGCCGAAGCCCGCGCCGACGCCGUUGCGGUUACUAUCUAUCUCCGUUAUCUUACUUAUAUUUGUGGCACUUACAUUGAACAUACCUUUAAGCGUUUAUGCACUCCAAGCAAGACAGCAGUAUAUUGUAUGUAAAAAUCUCGAUUCGCAAAUGUGUGUUACAUGGCUAUUUAAAUUCGAAAAUGAGAAGGAUAUGUACGACGUUUUAUCUCCAUUGGCUAUUACAAAUCAAUUUUGCGGUUUUAGCGCUCUAAAACCAAUUCAUCCUCACCGAAGACUUAUUAUGGUAAAGCCGUUACAUGGAAACCUAAAAUCUAGACCCAUAUUCUGCAAUACACUAAUGGUUGUAACAAAAGAAGGAUUUCACUUAACUGAUAAUACUGAUGCAUUCAGAAGCAUAUAUAGAGAACGACGGCAGACUGGUUAUAGUCCGAGGGGUCGAUACCGGGGACAAACUCAAUCGCAGUAUCUAGCGAUAGAAAGGGGUAACGGAAAAGAUGAAGGCAAAGCUGAAGCACAUUCUGCUGCAGAUUCUUCAAGGGCUAGCGUUAGUGGCAAUAGCGGCAUGGGGCAAGCUCAAAGUCAAACUAUAUAUGAUCCUAGUUGUGAUGAAUGCUAUGGUCGUUCGGAUAUAGAUGCUGCAAAUUUAAGUCGAAGGCCUGGACAAACUGGUGAAAAUGGAUUAAUAUCUCAAGGUAUUAAACCUGGUGGGAAUGUACCAGCAUCUAACCAAGGGAGUCCAGAUAAAAACUUGAUUCAGAAUCAAUAUGGAAAUCAAGGAGGCUCACCCAGUGGAGGCCAUGGAGGAUUUCAUACGAAUGGAUCAAAUCAAGGACGGAACAAUGGCGAAGUACCAGCUAAUACUUACACUCCUAAUCAAAUUAUACCAGGAAGAACAUAUCCAACAAAUCAUAUAAGAGCACCAGAUGGAGGAGUUCAAGGAGUAACACCAGGGGGUGAUUUUCAUGGAAGUAUGCGAGGAGUUAUACCCAGUGAUGGUUUGCAAAUAGGAAAACCAGGAAUUGGUUUUCAAGGCGCACCUGGAACUAUUUCACAGGGUCAAAUACCUGUUGGGGAAUCUCAAAGGGGAAACAAUGGUCUUCAAGGACAGGUUCCACAGUCUCAACCCGGAUCUGUUUUACACGAAAGAAUGCCCACUAAUGUAUUACAUGGGAUGACUCCUGGAGGAACUAUUCCUGGAACAGAUUCACAGAGAGGUCAGCCUGGUAUCAGCUUACAAGGAUUGACACCUGGAAUUAUCUCGCAAGGAGGGCAACCCAAUAUAGAUUCCAGAUCUGUACAAGGUUUGAGACCUGGAGGGAAUUUACCUGGAACAGUGCCAAGCGGUCCCACUGCACAAGGUGGAAUACCAAAUAAUAUUCAAAACGGUCAACGGAAUUUAUUUUCUCAAACUACAGGAGGUUAUAUUCCUGGUGGUCCUUCAAUACCCAGUGCUAAUGGAAAGGGGCUUAUAGGUAGUAAUUGGCCUUUAGCUUCGGGUCCCAUACAAGGCAGUGACGGUUCAAUCUAUUAUUGUUGCAUAGUUAAUCCUAACUAUGGUUCAGGGGGUUAUAGUUUACAACCAAGUAGUCAAAAUGGCCAACAAGGAUUAUACGAUUCUCGCUUGAAGCCCUACGAUGCUGGGAUACAAAGUGUUAAUGGGCCAUAUGGUUCUAGUACUAUGGGACAACAAAUACCUUAUGGAACUACCAAACAGCAGAUACCAUUUGAUGCUGAAUCUAAGAGACAACAGAUGCCAUAUGGAACCAGUGUUACUGGACAGCAGACACCGUAUGUAACAGGUCCUACGGCACCAUAUGGAACAGGUUCUACGGUGCAGCAGGCACCAUAUGGAACAGGCACUACUGGACAACAAGCACCAUAUGGAACAGGUACAACUGGGCAGCAGGCGCCAUAUGGAACAGGCACCACCGGACAGCAGGUGCCAUACGGACAUGGGCAUACAGCUCAACAGACACCAUAUGCGACUGAUACCACUGGACAGCAAAUACCAUAUGGGAUUAGCACAACGGGUCAACAAACACCAUAUGGAACUAGCGUAACAAGUCAACAAAUACCAUAUGGAAGUAGUACAACAGGACAAAAUGUACCAUAUGGAACAGGUAUUACAGGCCAACAAACACCAUAUGGAACUGGCACUACAGGUCAACGAGUGCCAUAUGGAACUGGUACUACAGAUCAACAAACGCCAUAUGGAACAGGAAUUUCAGGUCAACAAACGCCUUAUGGAACGGGCCCUACAAGCCAACAAGCGCCAUUUGGAACUGGCACUACAGGUCAACAAACACCGUAUGGAACUGGCCCUACAGGUCAACAAACGCCUUAUGGGACAGGCACGAGAGGUCAACAAAUACCGUAUGGAACUGACACUACAGGUCAACAAAUACCGUAUGGAACUGGCACUACAGGUCAACAAACACCAUAUGGAACAGGUACUACAGGCCAACGAACACCGUAUGAUACUGGCACUACAGGUCAACAAACGCCAUAUGGAACAGGUACUACAGGUCAACAAACACCGUAUGGUACUGGCACUAUAGAUCAACAAAUGCCAUAUGGAACAGGCACUACAGGCCAACAAACACCGUAUGGAACUGGUACUACAGGCCAACAAAUACCAUAUGGAACUGGCACUACAGGUCAACAAAUGCCAUAUGGAACGGGCACUACAGAUCAACAAACAGCGUUUGGAACUGGCACUAUAGGUCAACAAGUACCUUAUGGACCUGGAAAUACAGGGCAACAAGCACCAUACGGAACUGGCACAACAGGACAACAAAUACCUUAUGGAACAGGAACUACAGGACAGCAAUUACCAUACGACACUGGUUCGACGGGUACACUAACACAACAAAUACCCUAUGGAACUGGCGGUAUAGGACAGCAAACACCAUAUAAUAAUGGAAUGAGAGGGUCAACGGGGCAACAAAUACCCAAUGGACACAAUGGUUAUUCAUAUAACGAAGGAAAUUCAGUUGGUCAAAAUAAUGUACAAUAUGGUCAAACUCAAGGAACAGGAUACGACGACCAAAGGAAGACGGGUCAGGGUGUAGAUCUCACUGGAGAACCACAAAAUGUCAUAGAUUCUAAUUCCAUACUAACAGACGGCGAUGAUUCACAAGCUGAAGCUAGUGUUUCACAAGGAGCAAAUGGAACUGUUGCUACUGCAUCUUCAAAUGGUGGUAACGACAAAAGCCGCGCAGAAACUAAUGUUCAAGGUACAUACACGGGCACCGGAUCUUUUUCAGCACAAGCUUCAAUCAGCGAUGAUAAUAAAGGAGCAGAAAGUCAAGUAUCAGGCAGUAAAAGAGGAGCUUCUAGUAAUGCUUCAGGCAGGGGUAAAAAGAAUAAAUCACAAGCUGCCGUUGAACUCGGUUCUGAAACGGGUUCUAUACAGACAGAUUCACAAAGUAGUGGAAUCAUGCAUUCUUCUAAUACUCAAGUGCAAGGCAGUCUAAAAGGAGGAGUCGCAGAUGCACAAGCUCGAGGGCCUGGUAGUACUUCAUCUCAGGCGCAAAUUGGUUUCACACCUUAUAAAGAAGGAGAUAAGUCACACGAUCUUAUUACAAGACCUUUUGUAGGAGGUGGCACAGCUUCAGCACAUUCAAGCGGUCGGAUGGGCACAUCACAAUCACAAUUAAGAGGUACUUUCAAGUAUGGUAUCACAUACAACGGGGCCGCUCAGGCUGGAGCAAGUUUAGAUAAGGAUGCUGUAUUUUCUAAUCUACAGCCUUUCGAUAAAAUAGAUGUUUAUGAUAAAAAUAAUACAAAUAUUAAUGUUUAUGAUGCUGAAACAGAUACUUUAUCAACUACACCGUUUGACGUAGAAUUGACGACAGAAAGAAUUUAUGAAGAACCUCUAAGACCGUCCGAAGAAAAAAAUUCUGACCACACUCAUUCUGAUCAUCAUAAGUCAUUGGAGCCAUUAAACACUACUAAUGUAUCACCGAUAGUUGGAAACAGACGUGCUUUUCCAUCAGCUUAUGGUAAUAAUGGCGAUUAUGAAUACAACGUUGACGAUAAUCCCACAGAAGAAUAUGACUUAGAAGAUGUUGCUGACGGAAAUGAUGCUGGUCAAACAGAACAAGGAGAAUAUAGUAUUUACGAUAACUACGCCCGCGAAUCAGAUGUAACUCAUGAAUCCCUUCAUAGUCCGAGUCAAAAGGGUUUGGAUGUUCGACAGACUACUGGCGGUAACACACAACAUAUAUUAAUAGGCUCACUAAAGAAUCAAGAUGCAAAAAUUACACAAAUAAAAUCCGAACGUCCAGAUGAAAGUAAAAUAUAUCAACCUGGAGAACGAGUACCAGGUAUGGGAGGAUACGUAAUUCCAGUAGGUUUUACAGGCAGUGUGAAAUCCGUUGCAUCUAAAGACAAAACUUAUGUAGUAGGGUCAAGAGGUUCACCAUCACAAGCUCAAACAGUAACUCUUACUCCAGGUACAGGUAAAAUAAAAUAUAUAUAUCCAGAGCGAUACAGCAAAAGUGUACAUCCUAAAGACUUAAGAUCACUCUAUAAUUCUAAACCUGUCGAUAACCGCUACGUCUCAGUUUCAAAGUCAGUAACACGUGAUUUAGAUAGUGAAAACAACAUCCGUAAGCAAUACUCACAUACAUAUUAUACAAAAUCCUCAUCUUGUGGAUAUUUUACUUUUACGUGUACAAUGGUAAGCAGUUCAGAGGGUAAGAAAAAGGUGUGCAAGCCUAAAAUACCUACAAAUCCCGAUGGGACGCCAAUGAGGUGUUAAUGUUUAAGUAUUUUGUUUAUUGUUAAAUAUAAUAAUCUACAUUUACUAUAGCAAUUAAACUGUUAUUGGUAUAUCUAAAUAAAAUUAGUUAGUUAAUUGCCAUUUGUUGUCAGUUUAACAUAAAAUUGUAUAUAAAUGUUAAAUAAAAACCAAAACUUCAA
Messenger RNA from Galleria mellonella (greater wax moth), 5114 nucleotides. RefSeq names its product apomucin-like. Gene Ontology annotation, cellular component: extracellular matrix. Bases 97 to 4953 code for a protein of 1618 amino acids. Lineage: Eukaryota; Metazoa; Arthropoda; Insecta; Lepidoptera; Pyralidae. The record is from RefSeq and is a predicted model, not a curated record. The transcript has 6 exons. Gene Ontology annotation, biological process: extracellular matrix organization.